AUGUCUACGAUCACACUGCAAAAUGGAAUUGAGAUGCCGAUUGUGGGGCUGGGAACUUGGCAGGUAAGUGGAGGGGAUAACAAAUUGGGAGCGUAGCCAAGUGCUUAUUAACCGCCCUUCCCCAAAAUUCUCCAGCAACGCCACUGCAACAAUUUCAAGUUCUUUUUUUUGUCCAAUUGUUUCAUUAUGUACUGGAAAGAGAGCCCAUGUGUGUAUCCUAGUCGCACCAAAAUCUCCCACCUCGCCGCAAUCAAAUCUCUAGCUGCGGCCGCGAUCGCAAAGCGGAUGGGCGAUUUCAAGUCGCGACUUCCCGAUGUUAUUUUCCCGGCAGACUGAUACUCCAUUGACAAGGACACUCACACGUUUAGCCUACUUUGUAUCGAUUAAAAUCGACUAGUUUGCGAUUUGCAGAAGCGGCCUAAAUUUUUAGACAAAAAUCCUCGGCAAAAAUUUGAUACUCUUUUGCGAAUUUUGGCAUCAAACGUUUUAGACCUACUUCUACCGCAAAGUGUAAUUUUCCCACAAAAAAUCUACUUUCUCCACCAGAAACCAGCAUAAAUAUGGCCAAAAAGUGUUUUCUUUGCGACUGCUCUCCGCAUUCCGCGCACUCUCUCGACCGCAAAGUGAAUCUCUUGAUUGUCCAGAAAAAGUGCAAAUUAAAAUUUACUGGAAUUGAAAUUGGCCCAAGCUAGAAGUGUGUGUAAUGUUCGCGAUCUUUAGGCCAGAGAGCCAUGUAACCGUGGGAAAGUCGAUUAUUUUUGUAAGCGUUUGUCAGCGGAUACGAUAUGAAUCGCUCAGUUUUGCGUCCCAGUUUUUUAAAGCUUCAAAAAAACUCCAGUCCUCAACGUAUUUUACAAAGUCAUGAUCCAUUUUAGACCAUCAACGAAGACGGAAUCAAAGCGAUUCAGGGGGCUUUGGACGCCGGCUACAGGUUGAUCGAUACUGCCAGUGCCUACAACAAUGAGGAAGAGGUCGGGAAAGCCUUGGAAGAGUAUUUUAAAAGCGGAAAGUUGAGCCGGAAAGAUGUCUUUAUCACUACUAAAGUAAGUAAAACAAAAGAUCUAUGUAAAAUUGUCGUCAUUUUAGCUGUGGUGCAAUAACAGUCGUCCGGAAGACGUUGAGCCGACCUUGAGGAAGCAGCUGGCCGCCCUUCGUACUGACUACGUCGAUCUGUACUUGAUUCAUCAUCCAACGGCGUAUAAUGUAAGCAUACUGGGAGAUUUUGGUGCGACUAGGAUACACACAUGGGCUCUCUUUCCAGUACAUAAUGAAACAAUUGGACAAAAAAAAGAACUUGAAAUUGUUGCAGUGGCGUUGCUGGAGAAUUUUGGGGAAGGGCGGUUAAUAAGCACUUGGCUACGCUCCCAAUUUGUUAUCCCCUCCACUUACCUGCCAAGUUCCCAGCCCCACAAUCGGCAUCUCAAUUCCAUUUUGCAGUGUGAUCGUAGACAUACCGAAACAAACACUCCCAACAAAACUCUGAGUGAAAUAGAGGCUCGAAAAGUCUUUAUAAAGUAACACGCAGCACUAUAAAACUGGGCGCGAUAUUUGUGCUUUAUGUGGCCGCGAUGACAAUUAGAGGGCGGCACAAACUAGAAACACUUCUUGUACGGAGAGAAGGGGAGUGAAACAUUUACUUGAAAGUGAGGCUGAAAGAGCUAUCGAGGACCAAUCUUUUCACGGGUUGAGGUUUAUAAAUACCUUGGUUUUGCAAAGCGAAUUAAUGAAUUGUGGGGAAACGAGAGAAAAUGUGUAACAAGCAAAGCCAGUUAACUCCAAAGCCGCUUAAAACAGAGGGAAACAGAGUGAGAAACGCGGACGAAAAACAUACUUGUUCAGAGGGCAAAAGAACAGAGGGUAAAUUAAAACGGUAACCGUUCAAGAUUACCAUUUUAAAAUUUGGCCUUAAAAAAUUUGGCCUCAAUUCCAGAAAAUUUUUGUUAUCACUUUGCAGGCGUAGCCGAGAAUUCGCAAAUAGCCUAUUUCAAGACGCGACAAAUCCACAUUAUUUUCCCAACAAACUGAUACAUGAGCAUUGCUCUCAGCCAGAGUCUUUAACUCUCGCACACAAGCCCUUGAGAUCAUAUACAAAUCACUGAAAAUGUUUGUUCGCUCUUUGUAGGUGUAUCCAAUAGAUUUGACGUGGUUUGAUGACGACAGCAGGGGCGUACAGUGGGAAACCUGAUCUUGUAGCAAUAAAGUAUCCGAGAAGUGUCAAAAAUGUGGCAAAAUGCUUCCCUCUCCAAGUGAAAAAUUCCGAUUUCAAAAGGGCCCUCGCACGUCAAACUGAGAAGUCCGGUGACCGGAAUAGACUCUUCGCUAUCGGUUUUUUACACUUCGUCAUGAUUUCGCAGAGAAAGAGAGAACAAAUGCACGCAAAAACGUACUCUCUCGCCCCAAAAACUCCCCAUUUCUUCCCCGACAAAGCGGUUUUUAGCGUCUUUUCUUAAGAAAAUUGGCAAAUGGCCAAUCCAUUCACCGGACUGUUUUAGCUUAUCUCAGUUUGACGUGCCCCGCUCUUUUGUAAGGGAAAGAAAAGGAAGUUCUUUCACUUGGAGAGGGAAGCAUUUGGCCACAUUUUUGAUGCCUCCCGGAUGAAAAAUGGUACGUUUUUUGCCACUGGAUCUGGUCCGUCACUGUAGUAUGGGGGACCAACAUCAAUUUUUUAUAUAGUGCCCUCCUGAGGGCCUUCUUUUUGAGAAAUCUCAGCAAAUAGUGUUUUAUAUAAUAAGUUUGUCCCAAGUUUCCUCAAAAUCUAAGCGUCAAUUCUCGAGUAAUUUAGCCUUAAAAAUUUUUCUUCAUUUUCCCAUCUUUGCUCGCUUAAUUUCCAGAUGCCUUCCUUUUUCGUUGCCCCAUCUCCAAAUUCCAUGCAAAUUUUUAUGAGCCCCGUGGAUAUGGUCGCAAUUCCAUAA
Molecule: messenger RNA, 2912 nt
Organism: Bursaphelenchus xylophilus (pine wood nematode)
Lineage: Eukaryota; Metazoa; Nematoda; Chromadorea; Rhabditida; Aphelenchoididae
Source: the annotation of a GenBank genome assembly